AUGAAGUUGCUUCCGACUCAUCUGUUUCUAUUGCUCAUAGGAGCAUGGGCAUUAUUAGUACAAGCACAGAACCUGGAGCUGCCUGCCUGCGCGAAAUCAUGCCUGGCCACAUCGAUAGCUAGAUGGUCGUGCGCGUCGACCGCCCAGACGUGCAUAUGCACGGAUGCUACCCUCCGGCACGAGGUUCACGAGUGCGUGCGGGCGAACUGUACGGUCAGGGAGGGACUGGUGACGCGCAACGUGACGUCGGUCGAGUGCGGGGUGCAGGUCCGGGACAGGCGGCAGCCGCUCAAGACGCUGGCCAUCACGCUGGGCUGCAUCUCGCCGUUGUUCGUGUUGAUGCGGAUGGCGGCGCGGGUCAUUCUGAUGAAGAACGGCGGCGGCGGCGCCGCCGCCGCCGUGGAGGUGGGCGAGGACGACUGGUUCAUCCUGGCGACGCUGUUCAUCGGCAUCCCCAACACGGCCAUGAUCGUCAGCGGGCUGGUGGACACGGGCGGCCUCGGGCUCGACAUCUGGACGCUCGACCCGGACACCAUCAACACGUUCGGCAAGUACUUUUACGCGACCGAGAUCAUGUACUUUGCCGAGGUGACGCUGCUCAAGAUGUCGCUGCUGUGGUUCUACCUGCGCAUCUUCCCCUCGCGCGGCGUCCGGGUGGCGCUCUGGGCCACCAUCGCCUUCAACAUCGCCUACGGCCUCGGCUUCUUCCUGGUCGGGGUGCUGCAGUGCCAGCCCGUCUCGUACUUUUGGACGAGGUGGGACGGCCAGCACCGGGGCACCUGCGUCGACAUCAACGCGCUGGCCUGGUCGCACGCCGUCAUCAGCAUCGCGCUCGACGUCUGGAUGCUCGCCGUGCCGCUGUCGCAGCUGCGGGCGCUGCGGCUCAACUGGAAGAAGAAGCUCGGCGUCGCGCUCAUGUUCUGCGUCGGCACCCUCGUCACCGUCGUCAGCGUGCUGCGCCUGCAGUCGCUCGUCGUCUUUGCCCGCUCCGACAACCCGACCUGGGACAGCUGGGACGUCACCGCCUGGUCCGUCAUCGAGAUCAACGUCGGCAUCAUGUGCGCCUGCCUGCCCAGCCUGCGCCUGCUGCUGGUGCGCGUCUUCCCGCGCCUGGCCGCCGGCACCUCGGCCGCCGCGUCCAACGCCUACGGUGCCGGCCCGCGCUCCGGAGCCGCCGCCGCCGCUGCCGCCGCCGACGGACUGUCGAGGAUGGGCACCGUGUCCAAGGCCAGGCCCGUCUACGGCGGGGACUCGAGCGUCGCGCGGCCCGAGGACGCCGAGCCGCGCGGCGGCAUCACGCUGCAGCGCUCCUACAACGUGUCGUACAGCGAUCCCGACGACGAGGAGAGCCUGGUGCGGAUGCAUGACCUGGACCCGAGGCGCAGGGACGAUUUCGAAAAGCCCGGGAGCAGCGCGAGCUCCGUCACCAUCGCCCCCACGUCCAGCUCUUGGAUGGCAGGGGCAGGGAAGCGUGCGGACAGGUGA
Molecule: messenger RNA, 1485 nt
Organism: Pyricularia pennisetigena
Lineage: Eukaryota; Fungi; Ascomycota; Sordariomycetes; Magnaporthales; Pyriculariaceae
Exons: 2
Coding region: 1-1485 (494 amino acids)
Source: RefSeq, a predicted model, not a curated record